This is a messenger RNA of Fundulus heteroclitus (mummichog), 968 nucleotides long. RefSeq names its product forkhead box R1 (gene foxr1). The transcript is spliced from 7 exons. NCBI's taxonomy places the organism in Eukaryota, Metazoa, Chordata, Actinopteri, Cyprinodontiformes, Fundulidae. Gene Ontology annotation, molecular function: sequence-specific double-stranded DNA binding; DNA-binding transcription factor activity. The record is from RefSeq and is a predicted model, not a curated record. Gene Ontology annotation, biological process: regulation of DNA-templated transcription. Gene Ontology annotation, cellular component: nucleus. The coding region runs from base 33 to 893 and encodes 286 amino acids.
AGAGAAAGAAACCCUCUGAAACAGAUCCAAGCAUGACUUUUCAGCUGAAAACCGAUGCUCGAUUCUUUGACCUGCACUGCUGUGUUGGUCUGACAGACUGGGACAUGGAUAAAGAGCUGAAACUGGCUACUACCACUGACCAAAUUCAUCAUGAUGACAAACCAAAUGAUCAAUAUGUGGCUCAAAGACCUUCUGCAAGGGCCUCGAGAAGAAAAGAUGAAUUCAUUUGGUACGAUAAAACAUCAGAUACAUUUGUUAAACCAAACCCGUGGCUUUGGGUGAAUCCCAACAUCGUCUGUCCAAUCGAAUAUAUCCAGAAUGAUGCUGAUCAGCAGCCUGAACCUGCUCACCAGUUACCUGAGAAACAGGAUCCACCAAUAUGUCCCCAUCAGGAGGACCUGCUGCCUUCUCCUCCUCCCUCAGCGGAAUAUACGAUAAAGAAAGAAGAGGGCCGUAGUGGACCAACCAGAACCAGACGCAAAGGAAGGGUCACAAAAGUUGUGGACCUGAAGACCCUGAAGCCAGGAUGCUGGCCUCGCCCACCGGUGAAUUAUUGCAUCCUCAUUUCUCUGGCUCUCAAGAGCAGCCAAACUGGGAGCCUUAAAGUCCAGCAGAUUUACAACUUCACCAGAGAACACUUCCCCUUCUUUCAGACAGCUCCAGAUGGCUGGAAAAACACAAUCCGUCAUAAUUUGUGCUUCAGCAGCAGUUUCCGAAAAACCUGCAACCAGCUCUGCAAAGAGGGGAAAAGGAAAUCAUGCUUCUGGCACCUGACUCUGGAUGGCCACCGCCGACUACAGGACGAGAUCCAAGUGUUGACCAGCGAAACCCUGAAGAUGCUCAAGAGGAGCAUGUCCAAACCAGAUGUAGUAUGGAGUUUACUUGAAAUGUGACUGCUGCUACCAAAGAUGUCAUUGCAUUUAAAUUGGUACAAAAUAAAAUAUGCAAAUGUAUGGUUGAAUUGAAUG